AUGAGGUUGUUCAGGUGUCUGUGUUGCACCCGGCGGAGGAUGCAGCUGGUUGUCAUGGCAGCAGUGCUGGCACUGGUGGGGGCGGGGCAGGACUGCAGCAUCGGCUGUCGUCCAACCAACAUCAGCAUCCCGGUGGAGAGCUGUGGCAGCACCGAGUUUGUCUACACCACCAUAUGUGCAGGACAGUGCUACCUCGAGGAUCCCGUCUACAUGGGCCAUCAUGACUGGGCUGAGCAGAAGAUCUGUAACGGGGACUGGUCCUAUGAGAUGAAAUACAUUAAAGGAUGUCCAGUGGGGGUCACCUACCCUGUGGCCAGAAACUGCCGGUGUACUGCAUGCAACGUUGCAGACACAUACUGUGGACGCUUCCCUGGAGUCAUACCUAGCUGUCCGUCCUUUUAA
This is a messenger RNA of Chelmon rostratus (copperband butterflyfish), 402 nucleotides long. RefSeq names its product follicle stimulating hormone subunit beta (gene fshb). Gene Ontology annotation, cellular component: extracellular region. NCBI's taxonomy places the organism in Eukaryota, Metazoa, Chordata, Actinopteri, Chaetodontiformes, Chaetodontidae. The coding region runs from base 1 to 402 and encodes 133 amino acids. Gene Ontology annotation, molecular function: hormone activity. The transcript has 3 exons. The record is from RefSeq and is a predicted model, not a curated record.